Messenger RNA from Oncorhynchus tshawytscha (Chinook salmon), 2509 nucleotides. It is a transcript of the gene nrbf2b, whose product is annotated as nuclear receptor binding factor 2b. The transcript is spliced from 4 exons. Gene Ontology annotation, biological process: autophagy. Lineage: Eukaryota; Metazoa; Chordata; Actinopteri; Salmoniformes; Salmonidae. The record is from RefSeq and is a predicted model, not a curated record. Bases 388 to 1149 code for a protein of 253 amino acids.
UUGUUUAGCGGUUGAGUCUAGAAUGGAUACAGCUAUUGUCAACAUGUACUUUUUGUAGCAGAUUUAGAAUAUUUUUUUACGCAGUUUAGGAUAAUUAACGCAUCAGAUUAGGAUUAUUAGGUUAAGGCUAGGAAAAGAGGUAGGUUUAGCUGAUAUUCAAAACAAUAAUAUACUUUUAUCGACAAUUUGACAAAAGCUGUAUCCCAUCUAGGCAUGUCCUUGUUUAGCUGGCUAUCUCGCUAUUUGUCCUGUAUUUUUAAACGUUUUCUAAUUUUAGCAGCCCGGUUUAUUAACCCGAAUAUUUGGUCUCGGGAAUAAAACAGUAGCACCGAUGACCGACUGCGAGGGACUUCAAGACGUUUCAUGUAGUUUUUACUCUUGAAGAAUAUGGAGGUAGUGGACAGUCCUCUUAACCUCGCCCAUCAGCAGUCCAGGAAGGCAGACCGCUUGUUGGCAGCUGGUAAAUAUGAAGAAGCUAUUUCCUGCCAUGGGAAAGCUGCAGAGCUGCUGAGGGAAGCCAUGAAGUUAACAGAAUGUGAACAGGCUGGCUUGUCCAUGGCGCUCCAGAGAGACAGCCACGUGAAGCAGCAGCGGCUUAUUGAGGAGAAGUGGAAGAGGACCAGACAGGAGGGCAAUCCCAUGGUCCUCCUGAGCCACCCCUCUACCGACCAGCCCCCCGGCCUCGUGACCAACGAGCCCCCGCCACCAGAGAGGGAGUACGACACCUGGCUGUACCUCCUGAAGAACAAGGGCUCCCCCCCUCCCCCCACACCCUGCCCCGGCAGCAAGGCCCACAAGGAUGAUAAGACCCGUCUGGAGGAGCAGCAGACCACCAUUGCCAGCCUGCGGCGCCACAUAGACAUUCUGCUGGGAGAGAACGAGAAACUGACCCAGGACAACAAGCGCCUGCGAGGGGAGAACAUCCGGCUGAAGAGGGAUGCAGCGGACACAGACUUACUGGAGAAAUCAGAGCUGUGGGUUCUUCCCCAGUCAGAGGAGAGGAGGAACAAGGACAUCUCCAUACCUAACCUGCCCCCUCUGGAGAUGCCCACCCAGGACAUCUCUCUGGAUGACCUGCCUGCCCUGGAGCUCCCCGAGGACAUCCAGCACGAACUGCAGGCGCUGCUGGACAGAGACGACAAGCUGUGAUGAGACAGGCGGACAGACAGCCCAGUACUAACUAACUAAAGGAAGCCUCUCUAAAGAGAGACUGUCCAGACUGGACUGGAAGAAAGCUGGCAAAUCUCAAUAAAAGUGUUUGAUUGGUCGGUGGCCUCAGGCACUAGAUAGCAACCACAAAUGGUCACCGUGACAAGUUGGUAAAGGUCAUUUCUCCAAGUUCUGUCUGUCUCCUCAGUGUCUCUACUAGUGGGUACUACAUCUCGUUCACACACACAAAAAAACAAACUCUUUGCAGAAAUUGUGCCUUUGAAAAUGUCUGAAAUGAAGUCAAAAGGGAGGUGACCAUCAUCAGUGAUCUCCCUGCUUUGAUAACAGGCCUCUAUAUCUGGAGGCCCUGAUUGGUUGACUGGGACGACCUGCUAACCCUCUGAUACCCACCAGGGACGACCUGCUGACCCUCUGAUACCCACCAGGGACGACCUACUGACCCUCUGAUACCCACCAGGGACGACCUACUGACCCUCUGAUACCCACCAGGACGACCUACUGACCCUCUGAUACCCACCAGGGAUGACCUACUGACCCUCUGAUACCCACCAGGGACGACCUGACUGACCCUCUGAUACCCACCAGGGACGACCUACUGACCCUCUGAUACCCACCAGGGACGACCUACUGACCCUCUGAUACCCACCAGGGACGACCUACUGACCCUCUGAUACCCACCAGGGACGACCUACUGACCCUCUGAUACCCACCAGGGAUGACCUACUGACCCUCUGAUACCCACCAGGGAUGACCUACUGACCCUCUGAUACCCACCAGGGAUGACCUACUGACCCUCUGAUACCCACCAGGGAUGACCUACUGACCCUCUGAUACCCACCAGGGAUGACAUGAUGACCCUCUGAUACCCACCAGGGACGACAUGACAGCCACUGCAGUGGAGCCUCUUUGAGCCUCUACAUCCAUAGUGUGUGAGUGUUGAUGUGUUGUUGUGUUGAGCCCCACCAGCUGUCUGCCAGAUGUCUGGUGGGGAGAGUAAGGCUGCAGAAUACCAAGAACUUUUAAAUGAAAACCUGGUUGGAUGCUUCCGGAUUCUCUGCUUAUUCCUGGGAAACUUCCAAACCAGGAUUUCUGUAAAACUAGGUAAUUUAUUGAAGGUUCCCGGAAUUCUGCAGCCCUAGUAGAGAAGAGUAUCACUGAGUGAACCUGCAGUUUAAAUCCUCUCACCUUUCCUUCAUCCCCUCUUCAUCCUCAUCAUUUUUUACCAACAACCUGUGAAGGAGCUGAAGUUUAGAUGUUAAAGCUGAAUGGUGUUUGUCUUUCAAUGCAACGUUUGUUUCUUUGGCAUUUAAAUGUUUCUUAAUAAAUGAAAACAAGCGUA